AUGGCCAGAAGCUGUGACAUGUGUGGUAAGGGACCACGAUUUGGCCAUAAUGUCAGCCACGCUCACAAUCUCACCAACCGGCGCUGGAAUCCCAACCUGCAGCAGAUGCGGGUGCAGACGGCCAGCGGCCACGUCAAACGCAUGAAGGUUUGUACGCGCUGCCUGCGGUCCGGCAAGGUACGCAAGCCCGCUUAG
Geodia barretti is the source of this 195-nucleotide messenger RNA. NCBI's taxonomy places the organism in Eukaryota, Metazoa, Porifera, Demospongiae, Tetractinellida, Geodiidae. The record is from the annotation of a GenBank genome assembly.